AUGGGGGAGCAAUCGAAGGCUCCUCUGGAGAAGCUGAUACGUGAUUACGGAGUACAGGGCGGGGUCGGGCCCCUCUACCCGGUGAACAGGCCAUGGCUGCACGUGUCCUAUGACGAAGCAUCACCUCCACACUCCUGCAAGGAAGAGACGCUGAGCAUUGGGUCCCUGGCCAAGACCCGCACGACCCCAUGCAAGGAAGCAGUCGCUCGCACGAGGGCCAAGAUAGGCCUCGGUGUGACGCUGCUCAGAGAGCGAGAUGGGGUCUGGGUCUACAACCAGUCGGAACAUGCCGUCUUCGUCAACUCUCCCACUCUAGACGGUCCAAACGUGCGGAACCUGACCGUUUUCAAGGCUACUCCUUGCGCGGUCUUCGACUGGGAGCGGGCGGCGCUGUACCGCCACCACUACCAGAGACACCCUCCAAACGAGCCGUUUGACACAGACUCGGUGCACAUCUCGUUUGUCAAGGGAUGGGGCAACAAUUACUCGAGACGGAUCGUCACAUCGUGCCCCUGCUCUCUGGAACUCCUUUUCCGUGUGCCAGCGAGGUGAUGAACUUCUUCCCAGAAGCUCAGUGACCCAUCUCACUUUAACCGUCCAGGCUAGUCUACAAGAGGAGCUCGACGAAGCACAGCCGCAAACAACCUCGGCUGUCCGUCGAGUAAGUCGCCCUGCCGGUGAACUUGCUGGGAAGAGCG
Messenger RNA from Ornithodoros turicata, 698 nucleotides. RefSeq names its product mothers against decapentaplegic homolog 6-like. The coding region runs from base 1 to 552 and encodes 183 amino acids. Gene Ontology annotation, cellular component: heteromeric SMAD protein complex. The transcript is spliced from 3 exons. Gene Ontology annotation, biological process: regulation of transcription by RNA polymerase II; SMAD protein signal transduction; anatomical structure morphogenesis. Lineage: Eukaryota; Metazoa; Arthropoda; Arachnida; Ixodida; Argasidae. The record is from RefSeq and is a predicted model, not a curated record. Gene Ontology annotation, molecular function: transcription regulator inhibitor activity; I-SMAD binding.